AUGCCAAAUAUAAAAAUCUUCAGCGGCAGCUCCCACCAGGACUUAUCCCAGAAAAUUGCGGACCGCCUCGGCCUGGAGCUAAGCAAGGUUAUGACCAAGAAAUUCAGCAACCAGGAGACCUGCGUGGAAAUUGGUGAGAGUGUGCAUGGAGAGGAUGUCUACAUAGUGCAGAUUGGUUGUGGUGAAAUCAACGACAAUCUAAUGGAGCUUUUGAUCAUGAUUAAUGCCUGCAAGAUUGCUUCAGCCAGCCGGGUUACCGCAGUCAUCCCGUGCUUCCCUUAUGCCCGGCAGGAUAAGAAGGAUGAGAAUCGGGCCCCAAUCUCUGCCAAGCUUGUUGCAAAUAUGCUGACUAUAGCAGGUGCAGAUCAUAUCAUCACCAUGGACCUACAUGCUUCUCAAAUUCAAGGCUUUUUUGAUAUCCCAGUAGAUAACUUGUAUGCAGAGCCAGCUGUCCUGAGGUGGAUAAGGGAGAAUAUCUCUGAGUGGAGGAACUGCAUUAUUGUCGCGCCAGAUGCUGGUGGAGCCAAGAGAGUGACCUCCAUUGCAGACAGAUUGAAUGUGGACUUUGCCUUGAUUCACAAAGAACGGAAGAAGGCCAGCAAAGUGGACCACAUGGUGUUGGUGGGAGAUGUGAAGGAUCGUGUGGCUAUCCUUGUGGAUGACAUAGCUGACACCUGUGGUACAAUUUGCCAUGCAGCUGACAAACUUCUCUCAGCCGGAGCCACCAGAGUUUAUGCCAUCUUGACUCAUGGAAUCUUUUCUGGCCCAGCCAUUACUCGCAUCAACAGUGCGUGCUUGGAAGCAGUAGUGGUCACCAAUACCAUACCUCAGGAGGAUAAGAUGAAGCAUUGCUCCAAAAUACAGGUGAUUGGCAUCGCCAUGAUCCUUGCGGAAGCCAUCAGGAAAACUCACAAUGGGGAAUCUGUUUCCUACCUAUUCAGCCAUGUCCCUUUAUAA
This is a messenger RNA of Equus quagga, 957 nucleotides long. It is a transcript of the gene PRPS1L1, whose product is annotated as phosphoribosyl pyrophosphate synthetase 1 like 1. Gene Ontology annotation, cellular component: cytoplasm; ribose phosphate diphosphokinase complex. Gene Ontology annotation, molecular function: ribose phosphate diphosphokinase activity; magnesium ion binding; ATP binding. The coding region runs from base 1 to 957 and encodes 318 amino acids. The record is from RefSeq and is a predicted model, not a curated record. Gene Ontology annotation, biological process: 5-phosphoribose 1-diphosphate biosynthetic process; ribonucleoside monophosphate biosynthetic process; purine nucleotide biosynthetic process. Lineage: Eukaryota; Metazoa; Chordata; Mammalia; Perissodactyla; Equidae. The transcript has a single exon.